Ceratina calcarata is the source of this 748-nucleotide messenger RNA. It is a transcript of the gene Lamtor5, whose product is annotated as Late endosomal/lysosomal adaptor, MAPK and MTOR activator 5. Gene Ontology annotation, biological process: negative regulation of apoptotic process; cellular response to amino acid stimulus; positive regulation of TORC1 signaling. Gene Ontology annotation, cellular component: Ragulator complex; lysosome; cytoplasm. The transcript has 4 exons. The record is from RefSeq and is a predicted model, not a curated record. Gene Ontology annotation, molecular function: guanyl-nucleotide exchange factor activity. Lineage: Eukaryota; Metazoa; Arthropoda; Insecta; Hymenoptera; Apidae. Bases 298 to 573 code for a protein of 91 amino acids.
UAUACUGAACGUCUGAUGAUUUGGUUAUCCUCGUUCGUGUUUGUAUUAGUAGCCUCAAUGCAAAUUUUUUGUUUAGUAAAUGCGUCAACGCAUUGGUAAGGGAACAGAAGUCAUAUAAAUCAAUUUUAACCUCGAACUUUUCCCAGAUUUCUUAUUCAUUUAUUCAUAUUCGCUUAAUAGCAAUAUUAGAAUUGAAAUACGUGUCAAAAUUUUUGUAUGAAUGAAUUGUCAUAAUUAAUUACAAUUAAGGUUUAGUUUACUGCUGAAUACCUUUUGCAAAUUAAAUAGAACGUUAAAAUGGAAAACAAUUUAGAAAAGACAUUGGAUAAUACGAAUAACACUGAGAGUAUCAUUGGUUGCAUUUUAGCUGAUCAUGCUGGAUUGUGCUUAGGAGUUAAAGGAAAUGCGUCGACUGAAAGUGCUGGAAUAAUUGCAGCUAUCGCAGAUCAAGUAGCAAAACUAGAACCCAAAUCACCAGCUCCGAUUAUUUCUCUGCAGAACGAGAACAGGAAAUGCCUUAUACAACGUGAGGGUGCGGUAGUAGGUGCAAUUUAUAAGAAUGUUUCCGUGUGAAAUAUGUCUCCUGACUCGAACUGAUAAUACUGGUUAUACUUAAGUUAAACAUGUCAUUACUUGUGUGCAUAUAAAAACUUCCAAUAAGUAAUUUAAUGCAUUUUCAUUUUAAAUAGAACAACUUGUACUUGAGUUUGAUUGUAACAGUGUAGAAAAUACAUCUGUAACUAUUAAA